This is a messenger RNA of Paramormyrops kingsleyae, 5453 nucleotides long. The record is from RefSeq and is a predicted model, not a curated record. Lineage: Eukaryota; Metazoa; Chordata; Actinopteri; Osteoglossiformes; Mormyridae.
GGUUGGGAACGGAGCCGUGUCUAUCCAGGCUGUUGGGAACUAAGAUGGAGGACUGGGGAAAGCGAAAUAUGGAUCUGUACAGAGUUUUGUAGACAGACUCGAAGAUUUCGUGUUUCCCGUUGUACUUAUGGAGGAACUUUUAGAAGCUGAUCAUGCCUAGAAAGGGAAAUGGACAGCUUCCGUUACCCGACGGUUGGGAAGAGGCGAGGGAUUACGAUGGCAAAGUGUUUUAUAUCGACCAUAACACUAAACAAACCAGCUGGAUUGACCCAAGGGACAGGCUGACGAAGCCCCUGUCGUUUGCGGACUGCGUCGGGGACGAGCUGCCAUGGGGCUGGGAAGCCGCCUACGACCCCCAGAUCGGGAUCUACUACAUCGACCACAUCAACAAGACCACCCAGCUGGAGGACCCCCGCAAGGAAUGGCGCAAAGAACAGGAGCGCAUGCUGAAAGACUACCUGGCGGUGGCCCAGGACGCACUGCGAGCCCAGAAGGAGCUUUACCAGGUCAAGGAGCAGAGACUGGCACUGGCCCUGGAUCAGUAUGUGCGCCUCAACGACGCCUACAAGGAGAAGUCCAGCUCCCGCACCAGCUUGUUCUCCGGCUCAUCUUCGAGCACCAAGUACGACCCGGACAUCUUAAAAGCAGAAAUAUCAACCACGAAAGUGCGAGUGGGCAACCUGAAGCGGGAGCUCUCGCAGAUGAAGCAGGACCUCUUCUACAAGGAACAGGGCUUCGAAACCCUGCAGCAAAUUGACCAAAAAAUGUGCGGUGGCCAGAGUGGUUACCGUCUGAAGGAGGCCAAGGCCAUCGUGAGCGAGCUGAAGUCCAUCCGGCGAGCCAUCAGCACAGGGGAGAAGGAGCGGCUGGACCUCAUGCAGUGUCUGGCCAAGUUGAAAGGUCGCUUCCACCCGGACCAGAGUGUCGGUCGCUCAGAACCAGACCUGCGGCACCCACCCACCUCCCAAAUACUGUUCCGACGCACCCUGGAUGUGGGGUCCCAGACUGACGUCUCUGGAGAGGCUGGGCUGCGCGGUGGCUCCACUCUGGCUGAAAAGGUGCGACUCAGUCUACAGUAUGAAGAAGCCAAGAGAAGCAUGGCCAACGCGAAAAUCGAGCUCGCCAAACUGGAUGGGGAGGCGUGGCCGGGCGAGCUGGACGCGGAGCGUGAGCGCCUCCUGCUGCUCAACGAGAAGGAGGAGCUGUUGAAGGAGCUGCAGUUCGUCACGCCGCGCAGGCGCUCGGCCGGCGACCUGCGGCGCCUGGAGGCAGAGAGACUCCGCCUAGAGGAGGAGCUUCUGUCGGCCCGGACCACCCCCAGCCAGGCGCUGGCCCAGAGGCUGAAGGUGCAGGAGAGGCGACGGGUCUUGGUGCAGAAGCUGGAGGAAUCGACCCGGCAGGCCACGGUGCUGCAGUCUCAGCUAAAGAGCCUUUCCGCCAGCACACUGUCCGUGUCGUCGGGCAGCAGUCUGGGCUCUCUGGCCUCUAGCCGCGGCUCCCUCAAUGCGUCCAGCCGCGGCUCGCUGAACUCGCUGAGCUCGGCCGAGCUCUACUACAGCCCUGCGGAGCCUCCUCUGGACAUCGAGCUGCUGCUGCAGGAGCGCGGCGGCUCCUACGCGCCGCCCGGCGCCAUCACCACCAUCCACGAGCACGAGGUGGUCCGGGGCAGCCGCGACGGCCCCGCCCCUGACCAGCCCCCCAAGUCUUUGGCCUCGCUGUCCUCGCGCUCCUCGCUGUCCUCGUUGUCGCCCCCCGGGUCGCCGCUGGUGCUGGACGCCGUCUUCUCGUCAGCACGGGACCUGCCCGUCGACUUUGGGGAGUGCGAGGCGAUGGCGGCGGGCAGCGAAUUCGCAGGCCUGAGUUUCUAUGAGAGCCAGCCGCUGCAGGAGGUCGAGAGUGCGGACAGGGAGUCGGGGGAUGCUCCGCGGCGGGGGACGCUGGCAGCUCUCCAGGAGGGAAUGGCAGAUCNCCUGCAGAGCCCCCUGCUGGAGGAGCAGCCAGCCUGCGUGUCGGCUGCCAUCUCUGACGAGUCUGUGGCAGGUGACAGUGGCGUGUACGAGGCAUCGGUCAAACGGUCCAAUGAGGUGGAAGAUCCGGCCUACACUGAGGAUGAACCCGCCCCCCUGGAGGCGGUGCAACUCCAACUCGGGCUGAAGUAUGACGCGGCAAACUCCGGGUUGGUCAUCGUCGUCAUGCAGCUGCAGUGUCAGGGUGCCGUGCUGGUUCCUCCCGGUACCAAAGUGUAUCUGCGGCUCGUCCUGCUCCCCUCCUCCAGCGACGCCAGCUGCCUGUUCCGCACUCGGGUGCUGAGCCUCGCGGAGGGCAUGACCUUCAGCGACAUCUUCCGGGCGUCCGGCACCUGGGAAGCGCUUUGGUGCAAGACUCUGCGGGUGGACCUGUGCCGCGUGGGCCAGUCACGGCAGGAGGAGUGCCUGGCGGGGGCACUUGUCAGCCUGACAAACCUGCAGCUCACCGGGGACCUGUCCACUCAGUGGUACGAGUUGCAUGCCCACAGAAGGAGCAAGGAGCUACGAGAGGACAGGCCUGUCCCCCGUGAGGGGGGGCAGCACACCUGUGGGGGUGCCGUGGACCUGGAUGCGGUGUCGGCCCUCCUGCAGAGGACCUCCACGGAGCUGCAGGCAGUGGAGCAGGAGCUGGCCCAGGAGGAGAGGGAGAGCCAGCUGGGGGUGGGGGAGGAAUGGUAUGGUCCCCACCCAUGUAAUCUAUCACUGUGUCCCCUCGCUGGGGGGGCAGCGGUGCGGCCCAAGGAGCGUGGGGGGGGGGGGCCUGGGCCCAGGCAGAGGGCCUUUGCACGGAACAGCUCAGUGAUGCGCUCCCACACCUUCUCCCCUGGGGAGCGCAACCAGUACAUCUGCAGACUGAGCCGCAGCGACAGCGACAGCUCCACGUUGUCCCGGAAGUCUCCUUUCAUCCGAAAUGCUUCAGAGAGACGGAGCCUGAGAGUCAAACAGACCAUCCGACAGCCCACGCUGCGAGGGCCGGUGGCAGACCGCCCAGCACGGACCUCUCUGGACCUGGAGCUGGACCUCCAGGCCGUGAGGACCCGUCAGAAUCACCUGGAAGAGGAGCUGCGGCGGCUGCGUGAGCUGAAGAUGCGGCUGGAGGCUCUGAAGGCGCGCGGGGAGACGGAGCUGCCCUUCGCCGUGCUGGAGGAUGAGCGAUUUCACAGGCUGCUCCAGCAGGCCGAGAAGCAGGCGGAGCAGUCAAAGGAGGAGCAGAAGCAGGGCUUGAAGGCAGAGAAGCUUCUGAGGAAGGCCUCCAAGGACGUGUGUCGUCUGCGGGAGCAGAGCCAGAAGGUGCCCCUGCAGGUGCAGUCGUUCAGGGAGAAGAUGGCCUACUUCACAAGAGCUAAGAUACUCAUACCCUCACUACCUGCAGAUGAUGUAUGAUCCUGUUUAUAGAAAAUAUCAAAGUAUUUUUUCCACCUUUAUAGCAGAGUAUUUUUUAAUAGUGUAGCCCCUACAAUUAAAACGAAAAAAAAAAAAAAGAUUCUAAUAGUUUUACACCAUAGAUGUAUUUAUAUAAGUUGUAAUUGAAACUAUCAUGUUAAAAAAAGGCUUUCUUUUUUUAAGAGAAAACCAAAGUAGAUUUUGGUACAUGUCUGUGAUAAUGACUUGUCUGUACAGUUUGUGUACACACGUCAUGAUGUAUUUUGUAAAGUUGAGUCGCACGGAACAAACUGAGACGGCCACAGCCUGCGCCAGUGCUCUUUGUCGCCCCCUGGUGUCCGACACGAGGACUGCAGUGUGGGUGAGAGUGUCAGUGUUAAGUCUGGGGUGUGAAUGUGGGAGAGGUGAGGCUGCCUUGCCUUCUGUUUGAAUAAUGAAGCCCAGCCCCACCCCCCCCCCCCCCUUUUUAAUCAAAACAUCAAAACGAAAGACAUACUUUGUGAAUGUAUACCAUGGUCCUGUUGGUCUUUUUGUUACUGCACUGAUCUCUACGUCCUGUUUUUUAUUUUUUGUGACGUUGCACAUUUUACAGAAGCCUCUCCACUUGGUCAGUAUUCUGUCUGCUAGCGUAAUGCCACAUUAGCAUAAAUCCCAUUAGCUAAAAUCAUAAGUCAUUUCCUGUCCUGUGCCUGUUGAAGCUGCACUGUUCUUUUCAUAAAGGGUGCGAGAACUCGUGUAGCUGUGUGCUUAGGAGAUGUUCUGUCGCAGACAGUUCCACAUGGCGAUUUUUAUUUUUUUUUCCCAAAUAACAAGCGGGGGCACACGAAGCAGGCGGGGACUGUUUGAAAUUCCGCCUCCUGCCUAGAACUUUCCACAUGAAGGAUGUCCAGAGAAGAGAAGAAAUCCUGCAAAUUAGUACCAUGUUGUCGACAUUGAGAUAUUUAUUUUUACACUGCAAAUUUGUAUUAGGACAUAACCGUUUCUUGAUUGUUUGACAGAGACCUUUUUUCCCUCCAUCUGAACAGCAGGCCUGAUCUGAUUGGCUGGCUGUGAGCAUGUAUUGCUGUAAUCCUCUUUUUUUUAAGUCUGUUUCUCAGUUCGUCGUUUCAUCUGGAAUAAACAAGCACUGUUUUUUGUUGCUGGUCUAACCUGCAAGGCUGAGUGCUAAAGAACAACAAGGACCUGUUUUUCCCUCGUUUUUUUUUUAAAAGAAAAAACAGAUGACGAGAACAGAAGAUGGUGACAGUUUCUUAGUAAUGUGAGGUGCUCACGCUGCGUGUACUUGCAGGCCCGGGUGCCUGUCAAAGUCUUUCUUUGUCCACGCUGUGCCCGUCCUGCUUGGCCAACCCCCUCCACAGCGCCCCCUGAUGCCAUUCACAAGAAUUGUUUGAGCAUCAUGUAAGGAAUAUUUAAGAGCAAAGUGAGGGUGCCUAUUUUGUGGUGGGGGUAUUUGGCAGUAUCUGUUCUCUCCUAUCCUUCCCCCCUUAUUUAUUUGGUGUAUUUAUGUGUAGUUAUGUACAGCUGACUUCUAGAGCUUUUUUUUUUAAUUGUCAACGCUCAUGUUUAAUGUUCUCUGUGAUGGAACUGGUGUAAGAGCAGAUCAGUCCCUUUUAGAUGUCGUGCUGUCACUAAAAUUGUCGCUGUGGUCUUUACGCAGUUCGUGUCUGAAUGGGUCCGUGGUGUUUAAAUAACCCACCUCUGUCUCAUUCGGCUGUUAGUGCUCAUUUGCUCCGAUGGUGCAUAAAGGUGACACAGAUCCCACUUAAUAGUAAGGGACCUGUCCGAGUUUUUCUGUCUGUGUGCACAUCCCCAUCGUCCUCCUCUGAAUCCUUUUUAGUGCUUCUGGCUCCACAGUCGGCGAUUCUGACUUCGGCUGUGGUUUUAAAUCAGUAUUUAAAUCCAAAUUGAAUCACCAUCGGAAACGGUGUGGGGGGAAAAAAGGGCAGGCUAGUCCCCAUGACGAUGUUUUAUUUAAUCUUUGUUGAGGAAAUAGGCAUGGACCUUAUUUUGAUUCUGAAUAAAACUCACUACCCUCUGUGAAAA